ACCACCACCACCGUCGCCGACAUAUCCCCAAGGACGACUCCAACCUCUUCGCUCCUCCAUUUCUCCGCAGCUAAUGCCUCCUCCUUCCGCCCUGCCCUUGUCCUCAUCCUGCUUCUCCUCUUCCAUCGCGUCGAGCUCUCUUCGCUGCUCCCUUCCCCGUCCCAACCAUCCUCUGCGACCUCCUCUCAAGCUUCCCCCGUUCCAACUACAACCACCCCACCACAUCUCUACCCUAUCCCACGAGAAGAAGAUUCCCUCCUCUCCGCCGCCGCCGCCGGCGGCCCCAUGGCUGCUCCCAGACAACGCUGAAUCGCUCAAGAUGCCCACCGCCCCCUGGAUGACAUCCCCCUUCCUCCUCCCUUCCGACCAAGUCCUCGACCUUUCGAACCCUAGCAGAAGCACCAGGAACAAGAAGAAGGUUCCCGGCCCUGCCGACCGACCCCUCACCGACAAGGUCCGGGGUGGCCGGAGCCGCCACGCCAUGCUCGGGAUUAUCAGGAACAUCAAAAACCUCCGCCAGGUACACUCCGCCGAGCCAGAUGAGGAAACUCCCGCUGCUGCCUUCGCCGAUGCUGGGCAAGCGGCGGAAUUCGGUGUCCCACUCAGGCCGGCCAAAGGUGGCCGUGGCCAGAGGGCGCCGUGGGUCACGGCGGAGGAGAAACUGGUGUUUGGGAGGGAGAAGAAGGUGAAGGUGGUCACAUCGGCGGAAUCGGUACUUGCUCCUGAAUUGCUGUUCCGGCUGCGGGGCGAGGCGAGGCGGAUGACGAGGUGGGUGAAGGCCAAGAAAGCAGGCGUGACGCAGGGGGUGAUGGAGGAGAUUCGGAGGGGUUGGAAGGAGAAUGAGCUCGUGAUGGUUAGGAUCGUCGAGCCACUGCGGCGCAACAUGGACAGAGCUCGAGAGAUCGUUGAGCAGACAAAGACUGGAGGCUUGGUCGUUUGGUGCAAGAGAGAUUUUCUUGUUGUCUAUAGAGGACAAAAAUAUGAAAUGUUUCGAAAUGCUCCUAGUUCGCCUAAUGCUGUCAAUAAAGUGAACCCUGGCAUAUUUGAAGAGGACAGUGCUAUUGUUUCAGGAUCAGUUGUAAAGAUGGAUGGGGAAGUACAGAUUAUGGAGUCUGGAAUUCAAAUGGGUGAUAUUUCAAUUGAAGGAUCUCUAUAUGAGAGAGAAGCUGACAGAUUGUUGGAUGGUUUAGGUCCCCGUUUUGUUGACUGGUGGUGGCAAAAGCCACUACCUGUAGAUGCAGACCUACUUCCAGAAGUUGUUCCUGGUUUUCGGCCUCCAUUAAGAAUGUGCCCUCCUGGAGUAAGACCAAAGCUGACGGAUGAUGAAUUGAUGUAUCUACGGAAGCUUGCACGCCCUUUGCCCACUCAUUUUGCUCUUGGUAGAAAUAGAAAACUUCAAGGCUUGGCUGCUUCAAUUAGAAAGCUUUGGGAGAAGAGCCUUAUAGCCAAAAUUGCAGUCAAAGUGGGAAUUCAAAAUACCAACAAUGAGCAAAUGUCAUUGGAGCUCAAGCGUCUCACGGGUGGUGUUCUGAUAUUAAGAAACAAGUUCUUUAUCAUUCUGUAUAGAGGCAAAGAUUUUCUCCCUGGUGGAGUGACUAAUCUGAUUGAUGAGAGAGAAGCAGAGCUCAAUGAGCAACAGCUUGAGGAAGAAAAAGCGCGAACGGGGUUCACAAACUCAUUACGUGCUAUGGAUAACAUACUGCCCAGCUUCAGCAUUGUUGGAACUUAUAUGGAAUUUCAGGAAAUACAGGCAAAUCAUAUUUCCCUAAACAACCUGAGUUAUAGAGGCCAAAUUCGAAUUGAAGCUGAAAGGGAAAAGUUGAAGAAGGAACUAAGAGAGCACGAGCACAAGCUUUUCAUUCUUAAGCAGAAGAUAGAGAGAUCAGAGGAACUGUUGAGCAAGCUUAGUCUGUCAUGUUGCCCUUCGGAGCAAACUGCAGACCUGGAAAUAUUGACAGAAGAGGAGAGGCAAGCUUUUCGAAAAGUUGGCUUGGAAAUGAACGAAAUCAUAUUGCUGGGUAGGCGUGGAAUUUAUGAUGGUGUUUUCGGAAGUAUUCACCAGCAUUGGAAACAUAGAGAAGUUGUGAAAGUGCUUACCAAGCAGAAGGCAUUUCACCACAUUACUUGUACUGCAAGGUUACUUGAAGUUGAGAGUGGUGGGAUACUGGUUGCAGUGGAGAAAUUAAGGACAAGUCAUGCAAUAAUUAUCUACCGUGGGAAGAAUUAUGCUCGUCCACUAAAGCCAUCGAACAACCUACUGUCGAAAAGAGAGGCACUACAAAGAUCUAUUGAGAUACAGCGUCGAGGAUCCUUGAAAUACUUUGCACGCCAAAGAGAGAAAUUAAUCUGGGAAUUGACGCAGAGACUGAGAAAGUUAGAAUGAAAGUGCGAGGAAAAGGAAAUAAUAAUUCCUACAGAUCUGAUGAACUUCAAUUGGAAUUGCGAUUGGACCGGAAACCACCGACUGGUAUGCAUCAAGCUGAAUAUAUAGGUAGUCGUUGUUCCAAUGACUUUGCAUAUGUGUACUUAUUUUCUCUGAAGUCCCGCCUUGGUGCUUGCGCGAUACCAGGUUGUCUUCGUUGGUGAGUCAGCACGAGUAAAUCCCGCUGGAUCUUGAUCAAGAAUUUAUCUGUUCUCCUUUGGCAACUCCUAUGUGUCUCAUUGCAACCAAAAAAAAAA
Musa acuminata subsp. malaccensis (wild Malaysian banana) is the source of this 2679-nucleotide messenger RNA. Its product is annotated as chloroplastic group IIA intron splicing facilitator CRS1, chloroplastic. Gene Ontology annotation, molecular function: mRNA binding. Gene Ontology annotation, biological process: RNA splicing, via transesterification reactions. The record is from RefSeq and is a predicted model, not a curated record. NCBI's taxonomy places the organism in Eukaryota, Viridiplantae, Streptophyta, Magnoliopsida, Zingiberales, Musaceae.